Molecule: messenger RNA, 1299 nt
Organism: Folsomia candida
Lineage: Eukaryota; Metazoa; Arthropoda; Collembola; Entomobryomorpha; Isotomidae
Gene: TfIIEbeta
Product: transcription initiation factor IIE subunit beta
Exons: 6
Coding region: 278-1153 (291 amino acids)
Biological process (GO): transcription initiation at RNA polymerase II promoter
Cellular component (GO): transcription factor TFIIE complex
Source: RefSeq, a predicted model, not a curated record
UUGUCCACCGCGAUUCUGUGAAUGUCGAGGAAAAGUUUUGUUUUCGUUCGAUCGGAGAAAGCUGCAAUUUUCUUGUAGCUCCCAGAUUUUAAAUAAAUCUAAUUGUUUCCUCUACUUUUAAUUAAUAUAACUGCUCAUAAUUACUGAACUAAAGUAGUGUGAAGAAGGGAGACAAGAAGGGUGAAGGGAAGGGGUGGCACGGACCAUAAAAUAGCAAAAAUUGGUGGUGAACUAGAGCUGGAAAUUAAGAUCAGUCUAUUUGGUUGAUUUUGUCAGGAUGGAUCCAGCACUGUUACGGGAACGAGAUGCAUUCAAGAAACGUGCUUUAUCAACUCCAGUAAUCGAAACCAAAAAGAAGAAAGAAGAAAGUUCUAAUGAUUCAGCCCCUAAAAAACCAAAAUGGUCCAAUAAUGGAGUGCCACCACCGCCCCCGCAUUCAAAUAAUGAUCCCCUUGGGUCGAAAACUAUGUAUAAGGGUUUAAGUAAUGUUGGACUGAGUUCAUCUUACAAAUUUGGAGUUUUAACAAAAAUUGUGAAACACUUGAAGCAAAAGUUUCAAGAUGGGGAGGAUCAUCCUUUAGCAUUGGAGGAAAUAUUGGAUGAGACUAAUCAGCUAGAUGUUUCAGGAAAAAUUAGACAGUGGUUACAAACUGAAGCCCUACCUCAUAAUCCGAAAAUUGACACAACUUUCGAGUCAAAAUAUCAAUUUAAACCACCAUUAGCUUGUCGAGAUAAAAAAUCACUGUUGAGACUGCUUAAACAACACGAUUUAAAAGGUCUUGGUGGAAUUUUAAGAGAUGAAGUUGUCGAGUCGGUGCCUCAUGCGGAGAGAGUUUUAAAAAUACUCGAUCCGGAAAUUAUUACAAUAAUUCGACAAGAUAAGAAGAAAGUGUUAUUCUACAAUGACCGACACGCAGAUUUGAAAGUAGACGAGGAAUUCCAGAAGCAUUGGAGGUCCGUGGCCGUGGAAGGAAUUGAUGAUGCCAAAAUAGAAGAAUAUUUAGACAAGCAAGGUAUAAGAUCAAUGCAGGAUGACGGAAAUAAGAAGCCAAUUAAGCCUCCAGUGAGACGAAAGGGUCAACGAAAGAAGCAGUUCAAGAAGGCCAAAGAUAACGAACAUAUUGCUGAUGAGUUAAGACACUAUGAUAACUAAUUCCUAAAUUCCACAUAUAUUUUUGUGUAUUGAUGAUGAAAUGAAUUCACAAUACAGUGUACACUACAAUCUUUUUAUUACUCAUUGUCAAAAAAUGUAUUUAAUUUCCGUCUAGACUAAAAUAAAAAUAACAAGUUCAAAGUGCA